Messenger RNA from Adineta ricciae, 2025 nucleotides. The record is from the annotation of a GenBank genome assembly. NCBI's taxonomy places the organism in Eukaryota, Metazoa, Rotifera, Eurotatoria, Adinetida, Adinetidae.
AUGACGAGUUCGAACAAAGUUCGCCGCUAUCUACAACAUCAUAAACAACAGUAUCUUGAAUCGCAGAAUAAUCAUCAAUCGGCUGCUGAUUUAUUAGCGAUGGAUUCAACGUUAAACAGUACAAAUACACGUAGAUUUCGUGGUCGAACUCAACAGCCGCUAUCUUCGUCAACUACCGCCACAACAACAGUAGCAACGACAACAGCGCCUGUUUCUAUACCACAAAUUUGUGUCGAUAAUGACGAUGAUUAUAUCGAUAAUACUAAGCCCAGUGACGAUAAUGACGAUGAUGACGGUCAUGUUGCCAUUCUUGAUGAGUUUGAUCAAGUAUUAGAAAAUGAAUUGAAACGUAAUUCGCUUCUACGUACAUCAUCGUUGAAACAAAAGGAAUUUUACUCUUCAGCAGAAAUUCCGAUGAACCAACAACGAAGUUUUUCGUUCGCACUCGGUUCUCCAACUAAUUCCGACGAUAAACAAACAGAUGAAGGAAUACAUUCAGGUGAAUUAGUUCACACAUCACCAUUAUUAUCUAAGUCGACCAAACUGCCGGCAACAAUUAAAGCUAGUCUAUCAAAAGAAACCUUUUCACGUUUACUUCAUUCUCUUGCAUUUCGUUCCGGAACUCAUUCAUCGACGAGAAUAGCGAUGUCAACAACUGAUGCUUCAACACAACAAUCACUCUCUCCAUGUUUGGCUUGUCGAAAUCAUUCUAAUCUUGAUUUACUUCCUAAGUGUAGAAAACGCCCAUCUAUUUUCGGUGUUCUUGUAUCUAAACUUAACACAACGACAACAACAGUCAACGAAAACAAUCCAAAUCGUUGUUCUCUUUGCAAACGACGCUUAUCAAAAUCAAUUUUUUACAGUACAAUUACAAAUCACAUCGAUGACGAUAAACAACUAUUAUCUCCAUCAACACAAAAUUUUUCCUCAACAUCAUUAACAUCAUCCAAGUUACUUCACGAUCAUGGACACUUAUUACUACGUACAAAACGACGGCGAAGUUUACCAUCCCUGUUUCAUACACUAUUCGAUUUUGAUCAUCAAGAUAAACAACACGUAAACAAUAAACAUAUUCAACAUCGUCCAUCAUUUUCCUCCGUAUUGACUCACACUUUAUCUGAUACUGUUACUAAUGAUCAACAACAACGACAGCCUCAAUCAAUUGCUAUUAUCAAACAAACAUCAACAAACUCAUGUUCGUCGAUUUCACUCUCCGAAUCCGAUGAAGACGAAACGAAUCGCAAUCUGAAAUCUUAUCAACGGCAAUCGAUAACUUUCGAUGAUUCAUCUCAACUAACCGAAAAGCGGCACGCGUGCUUUCAACAUAAACAUAUGCAUACAGAGAACAACGAAGGUCAAGUGUUAAUACUCUUUGUCUCAAUUCGAACAGACUCCGGAGCAAAUGAAGACGAGAAUAAAAUGGUUUUCGACAAAGAAUUCUCGUCGAAUGGUAUGAAUAAUAUGAGUACCGACGAAUCAACAACUGAAUUUAAUCCUAAUCAACUCUUUGUGCACCCACCAGAAGAAAAGACACGAAGCUUAUUAGUCAAUGUCUUUCGCACGCGUCGAUCAAAUAUAACAUUGGGUUCAAAUGAGACAAAUAUGGUCGGUAAACAAUUUAGUGUGUCGGUGAUUAACUUAACGACAUCGAAUGGUACAAAUCAAAACCAUUCGACUUCAUCGAUGAACAACAACUCGCCACUUGUCAAUCAUCAUAUUGAUCUGCGAAAGCAUGCCUUAUCUGAAGAGAAUUUACCCACCAUAACGGAUGGAACAUAUAUCUAUUUCACUGAUAUCAAUGGACAAAGUUUUCGCGAACGUUUGAGAUGGUCUGGUGUCGUCGAAAGUACAACUCUAAGGGAAAUCUUAGUACAAUUGUUCGAAAAAUAUCAAUUGAAUAUCGAAAAAUGUAAUAUUUGUCUAAGAAGUGCGCCAACUUUACCAUUGUCCUUGGAUCAACCAGUCAAACAUCUGCUAUUGGAUGAUCUAGUCGUUACAGGUAUUACGAAAAACUUCGCUGAUUGA